AUCACAUGAAGUUACGUAUCGUUACAAGUAGAGUGUUCUGUAAUAUUUCAACAUCAUCGAUCAUUGUGAAAAAAGAACCAUCGAGACGGCUCGUCCAUUUUCACGUUGCGCACCACCAAAACAACCUCUUCGAGUCCUACUGUCUCUAGACUUGGUUCACAAUGCAGAUCUUUGUGCGUUCGGGAGUCACCCAUGUCUUGGACAUCAGUGAACAACAGACUGUUGGUGAUGUCAGGGCCUUCAUAUGUGAAGCAGAAUCCCUCCCAGAUUCUGAGGUGAGGUUAUAUGCUGCUGGUACUCCACUGGACAAUGAUCAAGUCCCUCUGGUUUCAUUGACAACUGAUGCCAUUGAUGUGAAUGUUGCCCUUAAGGGAGGUAAAGUCCAUGGUUCUUUGUCCCGUGCCGGUAAGGUGAAAGGCCAGACUCCAAAGGUUGAAAAGAAGGAGAAGAAGAAGGCAAAGACUGGACGUGCCAAGAGGAGGAUCCAGUACAAUCGCCGUUACGUCAACGUAGUGGCAACCUUCGGCAAGAAACGAGGCCCUAACAGCAACUCAUAAGAUAUUAACCUUGGCUAGGAUGUGUCUUGCAAUAAAAGGCAGUUAAGUUGAA
Molecule: messenger RNA, 609 nt
Organism: Macrobrachium nipponense
Lineage: Eukaryota; Metazoa; Arthropoda; Malacostraca; Decapoda; Palaemonidae
Gene: RpS30
Product: ubiquitin-like FUBI-ribosomal protein eS30 fusion protein
Exons: 4
Coding region: 162-557 (131 amino acids)
Biological process (GO): translation
Cellular component (GO): ribosome; cytosolic small ribosomal subunit
Molecular function (GO): structural constituent of ribosome; protein binding
Source: RefSeq, a predicted model, not a curated record